AUGGGCAUUCCCAACCCCGAUCUCGGCGCGCUCGAGCAGCGCCGCCUCACUCUCGAAGACAACAUCCUGCAGCUCCAACAGUCACUAUAUCACUGGAGAACUUGGGAAGCCGAAUACGAUGGAAUUCGCGAGGAGAUUGGAGCUCUCGACAGCGGUGCUUCGACCGAAGACUUCUUGGAGGUGGGACGCGAGUUUGGAGGCACACUGGUGGACCAGGAGGAAAUGCAGAAGAUUCUUGGCUCCCAGGGCGUGUCUAGGUCGCGUGGACAGGUCGUGGAUCUCCUUGGUCGGCGAAUCGACUACGUGAAACAGAAUGUUGCUACCAUGGAGAAAAGACUACAGACUGCUGAGAAUGAGUUGCACGCGCUGGAUGAGCAGGACCAAAUACCCAUCGAAGGUGGCAACGACUUUCCCAUGCGGGAGAUCAUGGAAGAGCUGGAUGAAGAGGGUGAGGUCAUCUCAAGCACAAUCAACACCCCCGGUGAUCAGGCGCCCCAGCUCCUUGACGUGUUGAAGCAGGUUGGUGUUCAGAACAUUCCAGAGACUCAGCAAUCUACCGAGAACCCAGACCCCGCGACUGCAAGUACCGCAGCAGGUGAUAGGGCAGAAGAAGCGCCGACAGAGGUCUCUGUGGCCCACGAAAACCAUAACCACUCCCUGGAAUGCCCUGUACAUACCCCAGAGGCAAACGACGUCGUGCCAGAUGACGAUCCCGAUCUGGAACGACCUGUCUCCCUCGUGACAGCCGAAGACCGUCAACAACCCCCUGUCACCGAUGUCGACGAAUCCCCCGAUGAAGCGAGGCUACGCCGAGAAAUGCUUCAGUAUGGGAUCGACGAGGUGGGUGCCAUUGUCGCAGAGCUGGAACUGGACGAAGAGGGAAGCGAGUUCUCGCUCGACGAUGACGAAAAUUACGACUUCGACUCAGGUGAAGAAGAAAAUGAGGAUGUAUACGGUCGCUCACAUACCGUGCUGUCUGAGGAAUAUCACCAGCAGAUGCGGGAGUUGGAAGCCAAACUUAAUGCUCGUGGAAUGUACAACGUUGGCAAAAACACCGAAUCUCUACCAGAGGAAAUGCGUCAGGAUAUCGAGAACCCUCCAUCUGCGCAAGACCUUCAGCAAAUUGGCGUGGAGUCCUCCGACAAGGGCAAGAAACCCAAGAAGCGGGUUGCUUUCGCCGAAGAUCUUGAUAUUGCACCGGCUGCUGAUCCCACGCCCGUCGCCGAGAAGAGAACACCUCCCACAAAGCAGCCUGAUGUCACUGUACUGUCGGAUGCCAUCGUGGAACGAACAAACCGCGCCCCGGACGUUCAACCAUCCACGAACAAUGCCCCCAAGAAGGUCUCGCGAUUCAAGACUGCACGGGCAGCUGUGCCAUCUUGCAAUGGACUGGACUCCACUCCGGCUGAAUCAUCUCUGAAACCUUCUAAGCCAUCAGAACCUGGGUUCGCUCGCAAACAAACCAACGCCGUUCCGGCAAGCAACCCUCCAGCUUUGUUCCCCGCCACUCCAAAGGAACCCAAGCCAUUUUCAGCCCCAAUUACGGACAUCACCGAAACCUCGUCCAGUCCCCAGCCGCCCGAAGGCAAAACCCUGGCCGAGAAACUAGUCGAACGCGAUGUCGUUUCCGGUACUGCCGCUGCUCCUGAACUAGAUGAGCUGGAUGAGGAAAUGCACCGCGGUCAAAUUGCCAGCGAGUUCUUCAAGGCCCGCAACCGCAAGAUCCAGGAACAAGGCGGUUUUAUGGACGAAGAACAAGACACGGAAUACGAGAUCCGUGAGGGUGAAAUCGAGCCCAGGCGUAUCAGUAAGUUCAGGGCUGCUCGCAUGAAGUAA
This is a messenger RNA of Penicillium waksmanii, 1836 nucleotides long. Its product is annotated as prefoldin-like protein. NCBI's taxonomy places the organism in Eukaryota, Fungi, Ascomycota, Eurotiomycetes, Eurotiales, Aspergillaceae. The transcript has a single exon. Gene Ontology annotation, molecular function: transcription corepressor activity; chromatin binding; phosphatase inhibitor activity. Bases 1 to 1836 code for a protein of 611 amino acids. The record is from RefSeq and is a predicted model, not a curated record. Gene Ontology annotation, biological process: negative regulation of phosphatase activity; negative regulation of transcription by RNA polymerase II.